Paramormyrops kingsleyae is the source of this 2514-nucleotide messenger RNA. NCBI's taxonomy places the organism in Eukaryota, Metazoa, Chordata, Actinopteri, Osteoglossiformes, Mormyridae. The record is from RefSeq and is a predicted model, not a curated record.
AUACUUAUUGCACUAUAGAUACCUUUAUAAUGUAUUAUAAUGGUCGGUAUAAGUUUUGUGGAUGCUUUGUACUGCAUUAUAGUGAGACACCCACCUAUCCAGAUCCCCAAAAUGAUCCUUUCCGUUAAAGUGAUCAUUUAACCAACCGUAAUCUCGGAUUUUACGGCGACCAGGAUCCUGGGAAGCGGCUGCUUUUGGAGAAGCCGAAGGGAUGGUUUCACUAAAUGAUCGGAGGCUGGGGAGUUUCAGCCCAGCCAUGAUCCUGCUUCCAGUCCUUUGGCUUUUAACGGAGACCCGGGCAGCGCCGUCUCUCACGGCCAGCCAGAUGGACACGGGGGUGGAUUGGCUGAGCAAGUUUGGGUACCUCCCACCCCCAGAUCCAGUAACUGGCCAACUACAGACCAAAGAGGCUCUGACCAAGGCCAUCAAAGCCAUGCAGAAGUUUGGAGGCCUGGAGGAGACAGGGGUGCUGGAUCAAGCCACUCUGGUUCUGAUGAAGACCCCCCGCUGCUCACUGCCGGACCUGCUGGUACCGGAGGAGUCCUCAAACCGAGGCCGCCGGGCCCUGCCACCCCAGAGCAAGUGGAACAAGAGGCAUCUGUCCUGGAGAGUCCGAACAUUUCCCAAGGAGUCGCACCUGCUGGGCCGGGACACCAUCCGUGCUCUCAUGUACUAUGCGCUGAAGGCUUGGAGUGACAUCGCGCCACUAGACUUCCACGAGGUCGCGAGCAGCCGCGCCGAUAUCCAGAUCGAUUUCACCAAGGCCGACCACAAUGACGGCUACCCUUUCGACGGACCUGGUGGCACCGUAGCACAUGCCUUCUUCCCUGGGGAGCGCUUCUCUGCGGGUGACACCCACUUUGAUGACGACGAGUCCUGGACCUUUCGGUCCCCAGACUCGCACGGCAUGGACCUGUUUGCGGUUGCGGUCCAUGAGUUUGGUCAUGCCAUCGGGCUGGCACACACAUCCGCCAUGGAGUCCAUUAUGCGACCGUACUACCAGGGCCCUGUGGGCGACCCACUCAAAUACGACCUUCCGUAUGAAGACAAGGUCCGCGUCUGGCAGCUCUAUGGGGUUCGGGACUCCGUGUCGCACACCAUCCAACCUGAUGACUCCUAUUCUGCAGAAUCACCGAUUCUGCUGGACCUCCCUGAAAACAGGUCCAUCAUUCUUCCUUCAGGAGACACCCCGGACAGAUGUAGCACCGCCUUUGAUGCUGUGGCCCACAUUCGGGGAGAGGCGUUUUUCUUCAAAGGAAAGUACUUCUGGCGCUUGACCCGGGAGAAGCACCUGGUGUCGCUCCGCCCUGCUGAGAUCAGCCGCUUUUGGAGGGGCCUGCCAUCUAACCUGGACGGCGUGGAUGCCAUAUAUGAAAGGCCGGGGGACCACAAGAUUGUCUUCUUCAAAGGAGUCAAGUACUGGGUUUUCAAAGAUAACCACGCAGAAGAGGGCUACCCCCGGCCGAUCAGCGACUUCGGCCUGCCCAUGGAGGGCGUGGAUGCUGCCUUCGUGUGGCUCCACAACGACAAGACCUACUUCUUCAAGGACAACCAGUACUGGCGCUUUGACGACCACCUGCGGCAGAUGGACACGGGGUACCCCAAAGACAUGGCUCUGUGGAAGGGCGUACCCCCUAAACUGGACGACGCCAUGCGCUGGUCAGACGGUUCCUCCUACUUCUUCAAGGGUACAGAGUACUGGCAGCUUCAGGACAGCGCCAUGGAGGUGGAGCCGGGUUUCCCACGCUCCGUGGGGAGGGACUGGCUACUCUGUACAGACAUGCAGUCAGACUCGCCCGCCACGGAGCCUAACGUAACAGAGAGGACACACCCGCGGGCCCGUAACCAUGCCGACCACGCCGAGAGUAGCUACGAGGUGUGCUCCUGCACAUCUGACUCGGCCACGGCCCUAUGCUCCUGCCUCUUUGGGCCGCCUCUCUCUCUCCUGGUGACCCUCUGCGGCACGUUCCUCACUCUCCUGCUGUGAGGCGGGGGCACUCGCUGACAGAUAGUACUGUGGGGGGUGGUUUUUCCUCUAUCCUCCUACAGACAGCCGCCCCACCCUCAAAACGACUCUAACAGCGGCCUUUCAGCUGUCCUGUAGGAUCCCUUUAAAGCCGGUGGUUUUACAUCAGGUUUGCCAUCCUAAUUACUGCUGUAAACAGCGUUGUAGCUUGUUUCUUGGCCUUCAGCGCAUGUGGAAGUCCUGACAAUGGCACCAUUGCUCCUGUGGCACCCUGCUGUGGGCGGCUGGGCCCCAUUCUGAUCGCAGUAAUAAUCCCAUUUGGGAAGGACAGCCCUUUGCUGCAUGGUGUUUCCCUGCUCUGUCCUUAUCCUGCUGCUGCCACUCUGAAAGUGUCAUCGUUUCAUCACCUUCCAGAUGUGGUCCUCCGUGUCCAUUCCAGUUCCAUUCCAGUUCCAUUCCAGUUCCUUCCCAGCCAAAACCCUUCCUGUCCAUACUAAGGUUUUAAAUACGUUUUGUUGCUGAUAAACGCCCAAAAAUCUGUGGCCAAA